Brassica napus (rape) is the source of this 1921-nucleotide messenger RNA. Its product is annotated as putative methyltransferase-like protein 7A. The record is from RefSeq and is a predicted model, not a curated record. Gene Ontology annotation, molecular function: S-adenosylmethionine-dependent methyltransferase activity. The transcript is spliced from 6 exons. Bases 967 to 1671 code for a protein of 234 amino acids. Lineage: Eukaryota; Viridiplantae; Streptophyta; Magnoliopsida; Brassicales; Brassicaceae.
AGGUUUGGUUAUAAAGUCUCUUGCUAAGCUUGUUAUCUUUCAUUUAGGUUGAUACUGUUGCCUAUCACUUGUCUGUACUUAGACCUUUGUACCCAAAAGGCAUAAACCUCUUGUCACUCUUCACAGGGAUAGGCGGUGGAGAAGUGACACUUCACCGCCUCCAGAUUCCUAUGAAGCUAGUUGUAUCCGUUGAGAUUUCUGAAGUGAACAAGAACAUAUUCAGGAGUUUUUGGGAGCAGACAAAUCAAAGGGGCGUUCUGAUCGAGUUUACAGAUGUUGACGAACUAGACGAUCAAAAGAUAGAGAGACUUAUGGACCAGUAUGGUGGGUUUGACCUUGUUAUAGGCGGUAGCCCCUGUAACAAUCUAGCUGGAGCUAAUGGGUUAGUAGGAGCGGACUUGAAGGAGACCAGUCAUCACUGUUCUAUGACUACUGCCGGAUUCUAGAGGCGGUUCGCCGCAAAACCACAAGAAUGAGAAGGUAGAGUGUCUCUUGUGUAGAUGACUUUUUUUUUUUUGCAUGAGACUUGUAUGUUGCAGCUUCAAACCAUACUAAACCAGUAUGUUGAUUUGUCUUUUAUUAACAACCUUUGAUUAGACACGAAGUUGAAGAUUUUCAUUAAAAGAUAAAAUUAGAUUCAUUGUGAGUUAUGACAAAAGCGAUGACGUCUUUUACUCAAACAAAACAAGGCUUCCAAAUGUCAACUCCAAUACUUUCUUAACCAAUAGCGUCAACUUGAAGGCUUCCUUUUUUUUUUGUUUUUGUUUUUCUUCUCUUUUGGCCAACUCCUCUUUUCUUUGUUGUUUCCUUAUUGACUUGACCUUUCCCAAAGUAUGCAACUUUGUUCCUACCGUUAGGUGAAGCUUAAAGAGACCAUGUUCCUUCUCAGACCCAGGAGACUCAUCUUACUUGAGUUUACUCCUCCUCUGCCUCUUCCUUCUACUGAUACUACACAGCUUCUUCACAAUGCUUUUUGUUCAAAGGAUGUUCCAGGAGCACAUCAUCCGCAGAGGCCGGAGGUACAUUAGAAGGCUUAACUCUUGCCUUUUGAACUCAACGAUGCAGUCUUAUUGGGAUGAGAUUGAAAAUUUCAAGAAUAAGGUGUUUGAUAAACUGACUGAAAAAGAUAAAAAGGUGUUGGAGAUUGGUAUUGGGACAGGUCCUAAUAUGAGAUACUUCGCCGCUCGUAAUGUGAAUGUAACUCUUCUUGGGUUGGAUCCAAAUCCUAAAAUGAAGAAGUAUGCACGCAAAGCCGCUGUGAGAGCAGGAUUGAAUCCUAAAAACUUUAGAUUCAUGCAAGGAGUAGGAGAGGCUAUACCAUUAGAAGAUGGUUCUGUGGAUGCAGUCGUUGCAACACUUGUUCUAUGUACUGUUUCCGACGUCACUCAAACACUCAAUGAAAUCAAGCGAGUGCUGAGACCAGGAGGGCGUUUCAUCUUCUUAGAACAUGUUGCAGCAGAAGGUACAUUAAAUGGAUCUCUCUUCAGGCGUUUGCAGAAACUGUUGGAUCCAUUGCAGCAGAUAUUAGCAGAUGGAUGCCAUUUGACAAGAAACACGAGAGAGUGCAUCUUGGAAGCUGGUUUCAGCGGUGGUGCCCAAAUAGAGACGGUGUCGAUGUAUAGUUUCCCGUGGAUAACAAGACCUCAUAUCUAUGGAGUAGCUUACAAGUAAGACUAUACAUCAAGUAUCAGCUCUGCUCAAAUGUGCGAGGCUGUAGACGGGUUUUGAACUCUGAGAAAGCUAUGUUUGAUGUUGUUACUGAGUGUUGUUUGUUUCAUUAAAGAGAGAGACAGAUGCCAAUUUUAAUGAAAUUUCUUUAUAAGACAACAAGUCAUCAAUGUAGAACAUUAGAACAUCAUUAAUGGGGGAGACCCUAAUUAGGUUCUUAGAUACAUGUAUUAUAAAAGACAUUUCUUCUACC